Haliotis rufescens (red abalone) is the source of this 1086-nucleotide messenger RNA. Its product is annotated as putative surface protein SACOL0050. The record is from RefSeq and is a predicted model, not a curated record. Bases 1 to 1086 code for a protein of 361 amino acids. NCBI's taxonomy places the organism in Eukaryota, Metazoa, Mollusca, Gastropoda, Lepetellida, Haliotidae. The transcript is spliced from 3 exons.
AUGUAUGACGUUGUUGGGAAGAGUCUAGAUAAGGGUGGUGAUGUUAAUGGCAAGAGUCCAUAUAAGGAAAGUGAUGACGUUGUUGGGAAGAAUCCAGAUAAGGAAAGUGAUGACGUUGUUGGCAAGAGACCAGGUAAGGAAAGUGAUGACAUUGUUGGGAAGAGUCAAGAUAAGGAUGGUGAUGACGUUGUUGGCAAGAGUCCAUAUAAGGAUGGUGAUGACGGUGUUGGCAAGAGGCCAGAUAAGGAAAGUGAAGGCGCUGUUGAUGAGAAUCAAGAUAAGGAUAGUGAUGAUGAUGUUGGUAAGAAUCAUGAUAAGGAUAGUGAUGCCAUUGUUAGUGAGAAUGUAGAUAAGGAUAGUGAUGACGUUGUUAGUGAGAGUCCAGAUAAGGAUGGUGAUGACGUUGUUGGUAAGAAUCUAGAUAAGGAUGGUGAUGACGUUGUUGAUGAGAAUCAAGAUAAGGAAGGUGAUGACGUUGUUGGUAAGAAUCAAGAUAAGGAUGGUGAUGACAUAGUUGAUAAGGAUGGUCAUGCCAUUGUUGAUGAGAAUCAAGAUAAGGGUGGUAAUGCCAUUGUUGAUGAGAAUCAAGAUAAGGAUGGUGAUGCCAUUGUUGAUGAGAAUCAAGAUAAGGAUGGUGAUGACGUUGUUGAUAAGGAUAGUGAUGACGUUGUUGGCAAGAGGCCAGAUAAAGAUGGUGAUGACAUUGUCGACAAGAAUCCAGAUAAGGAUGGUGAUGACGUUGUUGAUAAGAAUAAAGAUAAGGUUAGUGAUGACAUUGUUGUUGAGAUUCCAGAUAAGGAUGGUAAUGCCAUUGUUGAUGAGAAUCAAGAUAAGGGUGGUAAUGCCAUUGUUGAUGAGAAUCAAGAUAAGGAUGGUGAUGCCAUUGUUGAUGAGAAUCAAGAUAAGGGUGGUAAUGCCAUUGUUGAUGAGAAUCAAGAUAAGGAUGGUGAUGCCAUUGUUGAUGAGAAUCAAGAUAAGGAUGGUGAUGACGUUGUUGGUAAGAGUCAAGAUAAGGAUAGUGAUGAGUACUCCUGCCAUGCCACGGCGGCAUGUAUACAGCUGAGUCUUGAUCAGACUAUCUGGUGA